This is a messenger RNA of Sugiyamaella lignohabitans, 3456 nucleotides long. RefSeq lists its product as uncharacterized. NCBI's taxonomy places the organism in Eukaryota, Fungi, Ascomycota, Dipodascomycetes, Dipodascales, Trichomonascaceae. The coding region runs from base 1 to 3456 and encodes 1151 amino acids. The transcript has a single exon. The record is from RefSeq and is a predicted model, not a curated record.
AUGAAGACAUGUAGUACUAACAGUGGAUCCAGUAUGAACGAUCUCUUGGAUCAAGAGAGUCCUACUACUCCUCGGUUCAAAACAUCUUUUCAUCCUUAUGAUGAGCAACCGAAAAGUGAUCCACCAAACUUCAACGCCUUGUUUGGGACGUCGCAUCUCAUUCGGUCAUCUACCUCCUCCACAAGCUCUUCAGGUGGCCGCCGUACCAGUGAUGGAAGUAAUGCUUCUCUUACUACAUUUAGUCGUGCUUCGAACUUCUUGAAGUUUGGUAAAAGCAAGCACAACUCGGCCUCUUCCACAUCCACAUCCAGUUCCACCGGAAACAGGCGUAUUGGAGUGAAACCAAACUCAGAAGCGAAGAGGUUAUCCACUAGCUCGUUAUCUUCGUUAACAGCGCUAACACCGAUUCCAAGAUCAAUCACCUCAUUCCCCAAAGUUGCACCGUUGAAAAUUGCUAAACAAAAGCCAUCAAUAAAAGUUAAUGAUGAACCAUCUUCUAUCAAAGAAAAAGAAAAUAGUGGGCAUCCUGAUACUCCACCAAAAGUUAUUCCAUUCAUAUACAAGGCGACUAACACGCCGUAUCUUGCUAAUACGUUGGUAGACGACAGAUGCUGCUUUUGCGAAGACCCAUUACAGCUAAUGCUAGAGGAUGAAGAUUUUGUGACUUUAUUGUGCAGCCAUGUCGCACACUUCCAUUGCUUGAAAUAUUUGAUCGAUAUGGAAUUUGUCACGCCUGAAGAUCUGGAGAAAGGAAUGCCUGCCUGCCCCACAUGCGAUGAAAUAGCCAUGCCUACCGAAAAAGAAGUGUAUCAUGAGCUUAUCAAACAAAGACUACUCGAGCCCAAAUUCCAUACAUACAAAGUGGAUUAUGACGAGCCUUACAGAAAUCACACUUUGGAGACUAUACCAGCGUCCCCUACAGAGUCAGACUCUUUUGAUGGUCUCAUAGGAUCACCUCCACCAUUAACACCAUCAGGGCAAAGCUCAAAUGUAACAGAGGGGAGUCCAGACUCGUAUUUAUCUAGUCCUGGACGUCCAGAAAUUGGCAGCUAUGAAUUCCAUACUGAAGAGGACGAAAACAAUUAUGAACUGGGGUCCCGCGAAGACAGAUCCUUAUCAAGACCAGAUCCAGUGAAACCUCAAUUUAGCGAGCCUAGUCGACCCUCUAUCGCGCAAAUACCAGCUGGAAACCGCAACACUGUUGUGCUGAAGCCAUUACCACCAGGAAUUUCAAUCGACACUGAGCUUGAGAAAGUGGCCAUAUCUGAUUCAGAACAGUAUGUGAGUUGCCUACUUACCGUAAAUGUACCUGAAGACUUUUACACAUCGCAGCUGCGAUACAAGCGCACACCUGAAGAUUUAGAUAAUGGUCGUAAAGUCACCAAACGCCUUGCCAAGCCUUAUAUGGACCGGAAUAAGUCGGACAUUUAUCGUUAUGGGGCGCUGAGAAUGUAUGACGAAUUUUAUUUGUCUCGAGAUUUGAAUAGCUGGCAACUCAUGACAUGCUAUAUGUACCCCAAGAUCCUUGUUUUGGCUCGUGAUUUCAGAGAUGAGGAUGAUCCAGAUGUAUAUGGCCAAAAGCUGCGUGUAAAAGGCGAGGUGCUCCUUUCUGAGUAUUUACGAUCUGUGUCAGUAUUAACUGAAAAUGGAACUAUGCUCCAUUUGUCUAUGGACUCACAAGAUUUUCCAGAUCUCUAUCUGUCAUCGCGAAACCCAGCUAUUAUUGAUGCUUGGCGAGCGGCACUCUUAGACCCGACCCUCCAGUUUCAUAUCCAUAAAGAUAUUAAAAGUCACAACGAGUUUCGUCGAAGUUCUUUGGUCAAUACAAGAACUUUUUCUCCAGUGUCACCAAUUAGCGUUCGGCCUCCUGUUGAUGCUGUUCUUGUAUUGCCAGUGACAGGUUUUGCAGUGGAGGAUUUGAAGUUUCCCACGCUUCGACUAUGCGUCACUACUCUUCUCGAAAACAUGGGGCAAUUCGACAGACUUUCAGUCAUUUUGUACAAUAGCAGAGUCGGGAUUUUUAGGAAAACUGAUUUUAUUAACCAACAUUGGUCUGGCUGGAAAGAAACCUUGAGAAACAUAACUCCCUCAGCCAGCGACGGUAAUAAGAAUGAUUUGUUUGGCGCGCUUUAUGUGUGCCGACAAUUGUUAUCCACGAGAGAAGAGCCUCGUCCUGUAUCAUCAGUGUACAUUGUGAAUGACUCGAGCUAUUUCACAACUGAGAAAAUGCCAAAUUAUGAGGAAACCAUUUCCUACUUCCAAACCAAUUCAGUUUCUAUCCAUACAUUUGGUGUCACUAUAAACCACAUCUCUGACGGACUGGCGGGGGUCUCUUCAGUUACAGGGGGUACUUAUCUCUAUACCCGGGACUGGUCUGAACUGCCGCAAUCCCUAUUAUCAAGGUUCAAGACAGACCAGACUUUUACACAUCGUCGAGUACGAAUCAAUUUUAAACCCAGUAACCGUACGUCAAUUACUAGUAUUAGCGGCGUGGAGACGGCAAUUAAAGCAGAGGUUCUGCAAAGCAUUGACGGAAGCCUGGCCAGGAACGUCACCAAAAAGAGUUUUGAAUCAGUCGACUUUCAAACUGUGACAUUGGGUGGUUUAUAUGCGGGCCAGACUCGGUCAUUCUUGGUGCAAAUAUCGAUUCCUCCCGAAGAGAUAGUGCCCAAAAGUGAGGAUUGGGAGCAACAGCGCGAAAUGAUGAUGGAGCUCUUUACUGCUAAGCUGUCAUACAGUGGUUUCGGAGAGGACAAUGGACAAGCUGAAGAUAUCGAUCUGGGCGUAAGAGCAACUGCGAACAUUCUUGUGUACUCGGAAAAUGGCAAUCAUGGACUACCAUCAGGAAACGAAGUUGCUGAAUUCAAUCAACGGUUCAGUACUUGCAGUAGCAUCUAUAGCCCGACAUACCCACGGACUGAUAUGGACAGGGACUCUUUGUAUUUGAACAAUCUCCCGCCAUCUCCUCUUUAUGGAGACCUUCUGAUUACAUUUGACUUGCUUCGAGCACCGCUAUUCCUUUCUUGUGACAGGCAUAGCAUGCGAGUAGCCCGACGGAGAAUUCAAUUGGUAGCAGCCAGAACACUUGAGAAUGCCCUGCUACAAUGUGCGACUGGUUCUCCACGAGAUGCUCAUAAAAGUCUUGACGAGUGUCGGCCCAUUUUGAGAGGUAUAUUUGAAGUAGCCAUGACCGAUCCUCAAACAACCCAACUUGCACUCGAGACGAAAGCACUUUUAAAAGUUCUUGACAAGGACAUUGGAGUCAUCUCGGAAAAGAUACUCCGUCCCAUUGCAUUUGCCUCAGACGUUCGCAAUUGGGUCAUUCAAACCAUUGGUGUGCUAAGGAGCCAGAAGGCAUUUACAUUGAGAUCUCCUAUCGAGGAAAUGUUUUAUUUUCCACAGGACACUCCGAUAACAAAAGAUGUCAGUGAAGGGUAUUCGCUACAAGUUGUUUAG